Molecule: messenger RNA, 2043 nt
Organism: Petromyzon marinus (sea lamprey)
Lineage: Eukaryota; Metazoa; Chordata; Hyperoartia; Petromyzontiformes; Petromyzontidae
Source: RefSeq, a predicted model, not a curated record
AUGGCCACGACGGAGGAGGGGACGGCGGCUCACGCCAUCGUCCCCUCCCACUCCUCGCUUUGCCGUCGCGCUCUGCGUCCACCCGCCGGCUCGCAGGCCCGUGACUCGACGAGGCGCGGCAUCUCGCGCGGGUCUCCUGCCCCGCACGCCCCCGCCCGGCGCCGCCUCCCGCCGGCUCCGCCGCUCCCACCGAGUUUCACCACCACCAGCACCGCCACCAGCAGCAGCAGCAGCAGCAGCACCAACCGGGGGUGUCGGCAGCAGCCGCCGGCGCCAAGCGCCAGCACCCGCCCUCCCAGCCCAACGGGCUCCGUGCGGUGCUGCUGCACGGCUCGACGCCGGCGAGGGACGCGCAGGGACGGCGGCGCUGGCGGCGGCGGCGGCGGCGCCGGAACCGGCGCCGCGACCGAGGCGCUGCCGGGCCACGCCGGGACCCCCAGACGGCGCGCCGACGCCUCCGCUAAACCGCCUUCGGCGGAGUCCAAAUCGACGUCGGUGCGAGCGCGGAGCGGCGACGGCGGCGACAGGGGCGGCGGCGGCGGCGGCGGCGAGGCCGAUGCCGGCAAAGCCCGGCACGCGCGGGCGGCGCUGCCGGGAGCCGGCGCCGCCAACAACGCCGACUCGGCGGGCGCCGGGGCGACGGCGCCCUCGCCGCUGACGCCCGAGCAAGCGCUCAAGCGUUACGGCGGCAAGCUGUCUGCGUACGAGCGCCAGGAGAUCCUGUCGUACAACGAGGUCUACUUCGUGUCGGGGGAGUCGCGCCGGCGCGCUACCGCCAACGCUGCUGCCGCCGGCGCCGUUGGCGGCAGCGGCGCCGGCGCCGCUGCCGCCAACGGCGUCGGCAACGGCGGCUUCGACGACGAGCGCGGCUCGUACAUCCACGUGCCGCACGACCACGUGGCGUACCGCUACGAGGUCAUCAAGGUGAUCGGCAAGGGCAGCUUCGGCCAGGUGGUCAAGUCGCUGGACCACAAGACGCGGCGCUACGUGGCCCUCAAGAUGGUGCGCAACGAGAAGCGCUUCCACCGUCAGGCGGAGGAGGAGGUGCGCAUCCUGGAGCACCUUCGCUCGCAGGAUCGCGACGACGCCAUGAACGUGGUGCACCUCCUCGAGCACUUCGUCUUCCGCGGCCACGUCUGCAUGACCUUCGAGCUGCUGGGCGCCAACCUCUACGAGCUCAUCAAGCGCGGCGGCUUCCGCGGCUUCGAGCCCCCGCUGGUGCGCCGGCUGGCGCACGGCAUGCUGCAGUGCCUGGACGGGCUGCACCGCAACCGCAUCAUCCACUGCGACCUCAAGCCCGAGAACGUGCUGCUGCGGCACAGCUCGACCUCGCCCGCCGGCGGCGCCGGCAGCGCCGGCGCCGGCGCCGCCGCCGCCGCCGGCCACCGCGGCGCCGCCAUCAAGGUCAUCGACUUCGGCUCGAGCUGCUUCGAGCACCAGCGCGUCUACACCUACAUCCAGUCGCGCUUCUACCGCGCGCCCGAGGUGAUCAUGGGCGCGCGCUACGGCCCCCCCAUCGACGUGUGGAGCCUCGGCUGCAUCGUCGCCGAGCUGGUGACCGGGCGGCCGCUGUUCGCCGGCGAGGACGAGGGCGACCAGCUGGCCUGCAUCAUGGAGGUGCUCGGCACGCCGGCGCCGGCGCUGCUCGAGCGCUGCAAGCGCGCGCGCAGCUUCGUCGACUCGCGCGGCCGCCCCCGCUACUGCACCGCGGCGCGCCGCGCCGACGGCUCGGUGGCGCUCGGCGGCGGGAGGUCGCGCCGGGGCCGCGCCCGGGGCCCGCCGGGGUCGCGGGCGCUGGCCGACGCGCUGGGCGGGCGCGCCGACGCCAGGCUCGUCGACUUCCUGCGCCGCUGCGUCGAGUGGGACCCCGAUGCCCGGCCCACGCCGAGACAGGCGCUCGGGCACCCGUGGCUGAGGCGGCGGCUGCCCAAGACGCCGGACGGCGCGGCCGAGCGGCCGGCGAAGGCCGCUCUGGGCCGCUCCGGCGACGGCGCCGCCGGUGCCGGCGCGCGAACCGCGCUGCUGCGCAAGGUGUCCGGCUGA